UGUGUGCAUGUUGGAGCCUUAUUGUACCCGAAUUACCGAGUUUUAUAUCAGCAUCCAGGGGGAAAAAGCGUUUAAAAGCAAAAUGCAGCGGAGUAUCGCAUCGUUUUUUCAGCCCAAGAGCAAGGUUAAGGACAGCCAGAAGAAAACUGCAGAUGAACCUGUGAACAAGCCCGUCAAGAGUCCCCUGAAGGCGCGCAACGGCGUCCCGGACGCCGAUUCGCCCGUCAAGAAGGUCGCCAAGCGCAGCCGUCAGAUCCUGGACAGCGACGAAGACGAGGCGCCGGCUACCAAAGAGCAAGGCGGCAAAGGAGCUGCUGCUGAAACCGAGAAGACGGCCGCCGCGUUAAAGGCGGCACCCACCCCGUUGUCUCCGGCCCCGGCCGUGACCCCCGCGACCCCCGCCACACCGGCCUCUUCUGCUUCUCCAGGGACGCCCAGCACCCCCGGUUCCACCUCCCCGUCUGGCAUCGUGAAACGCAAAACCGCGAGGAAGAUGUUCCCCAAGAGGAAGCUGGAUGAGAGCGAGAGUCGGAGAGGGGAGUCCGAGGUCGCGGUGGAGCAGGGUCAGCGAAACAAACGACCCCGCGUGGAGAGCGGCGUCAGCGGCGCAGGGAACACCGAUGAACCCAUGGAGGAGGGAGCAAAGGAAGAAAAGGUUGAAAAGGCAGCGACUGAGGCUAACAGCCCAGACGAGGAGGUGGAGAGCAAGAAGAAAGGAGGAGAGAAGGCCAAGGAGGAGGAGGAGGAGCAGGUAGAAGAAAAGAUCUCUGAUGAGCAAGAAAAGAAAGCUGAGGGGGCGGAAAAGCAAAUUGAAGCGAAGGAGGAGACGGAUGAUGAGAAAGGGCCCGCCGUCGCCAAAGAGGAGGAGGAGGUGGUUGAAAAGGACACGGAAGACACAGGGAGCCCAAAAAGUCAAACGGCUGGAAAAAAGCCGAAAGAGGCAAAGGAGCAGAAAGAUAAGGAGCCAGCCAAGAAAACCCCAAUCAGCAGUUUCUUUGCUCCCAGAAAGGCUGGAGUUAAGACAGAGAAACCAGAGAAGAAUGAAGGCCAGAAAAAGACGAGUGCAGAAAGGAAAAACUCUGAGGAGGAGCGAAAAGACACGAAAGGUGAAUCCACCUCGGCGCAGACGGACUACAACCCAUCCAGACCUAACUACCAUCCUGUGGACCACGCCUGCUGGAAACAAGGCCAAAAAGUGCCGUACUUGGCAGUGGCUCGAACCUUUGAGAAAAUUGAAGAGGACUCUGGCAGGCUGAGAAACAUCGAGACGCUGUCGAACCUGCUCCGCUCGGUGCUGCUGCUCUCUCCAGAUGACCUGCUGUGCUGCGUGUACCUGUGUUUGAACCAGCUGGGCCCCGCCUACCUCGGGAUGGAGCUCGGCGUCGGCGAGACGGUCCUGAUGAAAGCCGUCGCCCAAGCAACCGGGCGACAUUUGGACAAAAUCAAAGCGGAGGCGCAGGAGAAGGGAGACCUGGGCCUCGUGGCGGAGAGCUCCCGGAGCAACCAGCGCACCAUGUUCCAGCCGGCCAGCCUGACGGCGGGAGGCGUGUUCAAGAAAUUGAAGGAGAUUGCCAGCAUGAGUGGGAACUCGGCCAUGAAUAAGAAAAUCGACAUCAUCAAAGGCCUCUUUGUGGCGUGCCGCUUUUCCGAGGCCCGCUACAUCGUCAGGUCCCUGGCUGGGAAGCUGAGGAUUGGCCUUGCUGAGCAGAGUGUCCUCUGCGCCCUGAGCCAGGCGGUCUGCCUGACCCCACCUGGACAAGGUUUCCCUCCUGCUGUGAUUGAUGCAGGGAAGGGCAUGAGUGCUGAGAGCAGGCGGGCCUGGAUCGAAGAGAAGAGCCUCAUUCUGAAACAAACAUACUGCGAGAUGCCAAACUACGACGUCAUCAUCCCCGUUUUGCUGAAAGAAGGCAUCGACCAGCUGCCCAAACACUGCAAACUCACUCCAGGAAUACCGCUGAGGCCCAUGUUGGCUCACCCCACCAAGGGUGUCGGCGAGGUGAUGAAGAAGUUUGACGAGGCGGCGUUCACCUGCGAGUACAAAUACGACGGAGAGCGCGCACAGAUACACAUUCUGGAGAGUGGUGAAGUUCGUGUUUUCAGCCGCAACCAGGAAGACAACACCAGCAAAUACCCCGAUAUCAUCUCACGCGUCCCUAAGGUGAAGAAGGACUCCGUCGUGUCCUGCGUUCUGGACACCGAGGCGGUGGCCUGGGAUCGAGAGAAGAAACAGAUCCAGCCCUUCCAGGUCCUCACCACUCGCAAGAGAAAGGAUGUAGACGCGUCAGAGAUCAAAGUCCAAGUGUGCGUGUACGCCUUUGACCUCCUCUAUCUCAACGGAGAG
Molecule: messenger RNA, 2341 nt
Organism: Fundulus heteroclitus (mummichog)
Lineage: Eukaryota; Metazoa; Chordata; Actinopteri; Cyprinodontiformes; Fundulidae
Product: DNA ligase 1-like
Biological process (GO): Okazaki fragment processing involved in mitotic DNA replication; DNA repair; DNA biosynthetic process
Cellular component (GO): nucleus; mitochondrion
Molecular function (GO): ATP binding; DNA ligase (ATP) activity; DNA binding
Source: RefSeq, a predicted model, not a curated record